Messenger RNA from Colias croceus (clouded yellow), 2241 nucleotides. Its product is annotated as stromal membrane-associated protein 2. The record is from RefSeq and is a predicted model, not a curated record. The transcript is spliced from 7 exons. Bases 119 to 1420 code for a protein of 433 amino acids. NCBI's taxonomy places the organism in Eukaryota, Metazoa, Arthropoda, Insecta, Lepidoptera, Pieridae. Gene Ontology annotation, molecular function: GTPase activator activity; metal ion binding.
CUAUCUCUAUAAAUUGACUAGCUGUCACUUUUGCGUUAUGGCUUCUUGUCUUGUCUUCACAAAUAAGCAGAAUUCCUAAGCCACCCUUUUUCUUCUAUUGAAUAGCUUUACUAAUAAAAUGACUUCGAAAAGUGAAAAAGAUCGAGCCAAACAAAUCCAGGAUCGAUGUCAGAACAUUCUAUUGCAAAUGCUAAAAGAUGAAGAUAACAAAUAUUGUGUUGAUUGCGAUGCGAAGGGUCCACGAUGGGCGUCAUGGAACCUUGGCAUAUUCCUGUGCAUCAGAUGUGCGGGCAUCCAUCGGAACCUCGGUGUUCACAUCUCCAAAGUGAAGAGCGUCAAUCUGGACUCGUGGACGCCUGAACAAGUUGUAUCGCUCCAACAAAUGGGCAAUUCCCGCGCGCGCGCGGUUUACGAGGCAAAUCUUCCGGACUCGUUCCGUCGGCCGCAGAACGACAACACGCUAGAGGGGUUCAUACGCGCCAAGUAUGAGCAGAAGAAGUACAUCGCCAAGGAGUGGGUGCCACCGCCACUACCGAAAGUCAAUUGUGUUAAACGUCGCCGCGUAUCUGGCCGUCAGCUAGACUUGCUAUGGGAAUAUUUAGACUCCCAUAGAGACUUAGCUUGCGCCUUGAAUAGGUCGCUUCAAGCGAAGGAAUACGCGACACGAAAGUGGAAAGAGAUCGCGGACCUGUUGAACGAACAAGGCGACGGAGCUCUGAAAGAUUGGAGGGAGUGGUCUAAAUACUGGGUGGACUACAAGGCGAAAUUAAAAAAGAGGGCAUCCGUAGUACGCUCGUCACAAACACUGACUGGAGACGAGACAGGGGACGACACAGCUUUGAGCGAAAGGGAUUUAAAAUUUCUCCAACUAAUGGCAGAAGAUCACACGCAAGGGCCAACAGAAGUCCCAGUGGAACCAUACCCAGAACCCUCGGACAGUACAACAUCAAUCACUAUGCAAGAUUCCUCAUCGUCCCUAUCGAUUCAUAUCCACCCAUCUAGACAGCAAGGGAAUACCCCCACAUUGACCCUGUUGCCUCUUCGUGCUCCUACGCCGGUAUAUGAGCCGGUACAAACGAUCGAACCGGACCCGUAUCUUCUAGCCGCACUACAAUCAGUGCCCAAAUUAGAACCUAGGCCAGCUUCGCGCACACCUUCGCCCGAACCUUCGCCAGAACCUUCGCCGGUACCUACACCUUCACCGAAACGGUAUAGGGAAAUGACAAGGGCAUCUGCCAGAAGGGCUUUGGUACAAUCGGCUAGAAUUAGAGCAAGGGCGGCGGUGAGAAGCAGUCGGGCGUUGGAAGUUAUUGGUAGGAGCAUCAGGGAUGUGAGUCGGCAGAUGCGAAGUAUUAGAAGCUCGCUUGGACGGAUAGAAAGUUACAUGGCUAUGCAACAUGGCGGUCCCAGACCGGAUUAAAUUGAAGCAAGAUGGUUGGUGUGUGACAUCUCGCUCACUCAAGAGAAACUAAACUAUAUUCGAGCCUGGGUUCACUUCCUUUUUGUUUAAUUUUGGCAAUGGGCGAUUUUGUUUAUUACAAAGAAUGUGCAAUUCGUCACAAGAAUUUGCCACCACGCGAUAUGUGAUAAACUUUUUAUGUUAUUGUGUACAAUGUACGUUAUAAUUUAUAUUCCUUAAUACAUUUUACGCUGUCUUCAUUGCAGCGAGCUUGAGAAAAAUAUUUUUUUUUAAUAUGCGAUCAAGAAAAAAAUAACUUAUAGCUCAAUAAUAUUUCUAAUACACAUAAUAUAUUGUAAGAAUGGUGACCCUUUGGUGUGUACAUAAUAUGUUUUAGUAUUUCUGCCAUUAGGUUACUUAUUAAAGGAAAGAGCGGCCGUACACGGACUGCUCGAGCGGUCGGUCGUUGACUGCUCGAGCUGUCGCUACAAACCGCGCAGUUGACGGCUUGAAGCGGUCGCGACGGCUCGAGCAGUCCGUGUACGGCAGUGAAUGAAUGUCCAUAGUACACCGCCCGGUCGCGGCUUCAGGCCGUCGGCCUCAACUGCUUGAACCGGUCCGUGUACGGUCGCCCAAAGAGUCCUUUUUAAAGCAUUUAAUUUUAGUUAUCAUUAUGGUCCUUCUUUCCUUCUCAGGUAGAAAGGACACAUUUAUUGAUAAAUAGUCGAAUAGAAAUGCUAAUGUGCUAAUGUAAAUAAUGAUAUCAGUUUUUAACCAACUUCAAAAAAAGGGGGAGGUUAUCAAUUCGGCUGGUAUGUUUUUUUUUUAUGUAUGUACAGUGA